UGGACAGAGAGGAAUUGCAUCAAAUAAUGGUAAGAGAUAUAUGUAGAUAAGUUUGGACAACUAAAAUAUAAGGUCGUGCGACCACACAGACAUAAUAAACGACAACCACUAGUACUAUCUUUUUAAGUUUGAUAAUCACAGCAUGAAGAAACAUCCCAUUUUCAGCAUUGGCAGGUGGUGUGGUAAGAAAAAAAUGGACAACAUAGCAAGAAGAUGGAGAAUUCUGAGCGGGGAAAGUAAUUGGGAAGGCCCAUUGGAUCCUCUGGAUAUCGAUCUUCGUCGAUACAUCAUACACUAUGGAGAAAUGGCUCAAGCUACAUAUGACGCAUUCAAUUCACAGAAGGAAUCCAAGUAUGCUGGGAGCAGCAUAUACUCCAAGCAGAAUUUCUUCUCCAAGAUUGGUCUAGAGAACGGCAAUCCGUUCAAGUACACCGUGACCAAAUUCUUUUACGCCACGUCGGAAAUCGAUCUUCCGGAGGCGUUCAUUGUGAAAUCAAUGUCAACGGAGGCUUGGAGCAAGGAAUCAAAUUGGAUGGGGUAUGUUGCUGUGGCCACGGAUGAAGGGAAGGCUGUUUUGGGGAGAAGGGAUAUUGUGAUUGCUUGGAGAGGAACAAUAAGGACCUUGGAGUGGGUUAAUGAUUUUGAGUUUCUUCUUGUCUCGGCUCCAAAGAUACUUGGACAUGAUCAUGAUCAAGCAGCCAGUGAUCCUAAGGUGCAUCAAGGUUGGUACUCCAUCUACACUUCUAAUGAUCCGCAUUCACCCUUCAACAAGACCAGUGCUCGCGACCAGGUCCUUGAGGAGGUAAAGAGACUAGUGGAACUCUACAAGAAUGAAGAGAUAAGCAUUACAGUGACAGGACACAGCUUAGGUGCAGCAGUCGCAACCCUAAACGCAAUCGAUAUAGUUGCGAAUGGAUUCAACAAACCAACAUCAAACCUACACAAAUCAUGUCCAGUCACAGCAAUUAUCUUUGCCAGUCCUCGUGUCGGUGACUCGAACUUUAAGAAGUUGUUCUCUACCUACAAAGAUCUUCGAGCCCUACGCGUUCGUAAUGCCUUAGAUAUAGUACCAAAUUAUCCAUUAAUAGGGUACGAAGAUGUUGGAAAAGAGCUUGAAAUUGAUACUACAAGAUCAAAGUACUUGAAGAGUCCAGGAAAUGUGUCUACUUGGCAUAAUUUGGAGGCUUACUUGCAUGGAGUGGCGGGAACACAUGGGCCUAAAGGAGGGUUUAAUUUGGAGGUUAAUCGUGAGGUUGCUCUGGUGAAUAAAACAAUUGAUGGAUUAAAGGACGAGUAUUCAAUUCCUGUGACAUGGAGGGUUUUGAAGCAUAAAGGUAUGGUGCAACAGAUCGAUGGGUCUUGGAAGUUGAUGGAUCAUGAAGAAGAUGUCGAUUAGUCGGAUAAUUACAUAAAUAUAUGUGUGUGUGUAUAUUGGUUUAAGAUGGUAAGAUAGAGGUUACCAAUGAGAGGUGGCGUAGUUGCCAAUCAGUUGUAUUAGGCAUAUGUGUGUCCAGUGUUCGAUUUCAAUGAAAAAUAUAUUUCUCAGC
Tripterygium wilfordii is the source of this 1547-nucleotide messenger RNA. RefSeq names its product phospholipase A1-IIgamma. Gene Ontology annotation, molecular function: glycerophospholipid phospholipase A1 activity. Lineage: Eukaryota; Viridiplantae; Streptophyta; Magnoliopsida; Celastrales; Celastraceae. Bases 143 to 1396 code for a protein of 417 amino acids. The record is from RefSeq and is a predicted model, not a curated record. The transcript is spliced from 2 exons. Gene Ontology annotation, biological process: lipid metabolic process.